UUUCUCUAUAAAAGGGGGAGAAAGCGGUUCCAGAGCCAUCACAGACUUGGAGGGGACAGUCUGUGACCAAGGCUGCUGCAUCCCCUCCUCUGCAUCUGACUCCCUGGUCAAGUAUGAAACUUGUCCUCUCUACUGUGCUGUCCUUCGGGAUAGUGGCUCUGUGUUUUGCUGCGGCUCCCAAGGCAACCGUCAGAUGGUGCACAAUAUCCUCACCUGAACAGAAGAAAUGCAAUGACCUAAAGGAGCGCAUGCAACAAGAGAGCUUUGGAUUGUCUUGUGUGCAGAAAACGACAUACAUGGACUGCAUAAUGGCCAUUGCGAGAAAUGAAACAGAUGCCAUUAGCUUGGAUGGUGGUCAAAUUUUUGAGGCAGGCCUUGGCCCCUACAAACUGAAGCCCAUUGCUGCUGAAGUCUAUGAAGGAACUCAAGGAUCCACAACCUACUACUAUGCUGUGGCUGUCGUGAAGAAAGGAACAGACUUCACAAUAAAUGACUUGAAAGGCAAGACUUCCUGCCACACAGGCCUGGGCAGGUCCGCUGGCUGGAAUAUUCCCAUUGGGACACUCAUCCGCCGGGGAGACAUCCCGUGGGAUGGCAUAGAUUCAGGCUCACUCGAGCAAGAGGUAGCCAAAUUUUUCUCUGCCAGCUGCGUGCCUGGUGCCAAUGAAAAAAAACUGUGCCGUCAGUGCAAGGGGGACGCUAAAACCAAAUGUGCCCAUGGAGGACCUUAUUAUGGAUAUUCUGGAGCUUUUCGUUGUCUGAAAGAUGGAAACGGAGAAGUAGCUUUUGUAAAACACACAACUGUUGAAGAAAACGCUGCAAAGGAGAAGGAUCAGUACGAGCUGCUGUGUUUGGAUGGCACCCGGCAGCCUGUGGACAACUAUAAAGCCUGCCACUGGGCCAGGGUCCCUGGUCAUGCUGUUGUGACUCGAGAUGAUGGCAAGGCUGAAGAAAUUUGGACUUUCCUCUCAAAAGCACAGGAAAAAUUUGGUGUUGGCACAACCAGUGACUUCCAUCUCUUUGGGACACCUGAUAAGAAGGACCCACACCUCAAAGACUUGCUUUUUAAAGACUCUGCUAUAAAGUUGAAGAAAAUCCCACAACUGAUGGAUUCCCAGCUCUAUCUAGGCUUUGAGUAUUACAGCGCCAUUCAGAACCUCAGGAAAGAUGUGAUGACUUCUACUCCCAGGAAAAACAAGGUACAGUGGUGCGCAGUGGGUAAGGAGGAGAAGAGCAAGUGUGACCGCUGGAGCGUGGUGAGCAAUGGGGAGGUGGAGUGUGCCGUGGGAGACAACACGAAGGACUGCAUUAUUAAGAUCAUGAAAGGUGAAGCAGAUGCUAUUAGCCUAGAUGGAGGUUUUGUCUACACAGCCGGUGUGUGUGGCCUGGUGCCAGUGAUGGGAGAAAACUAUGAGGAUGAAACUUCAUGCAGCAAAGUAGGACAACCAGCAUCUUACUUUGCUGUGGCUGUUGUGAAGAAAUCCGACAGGGAUAUCACAUGGGACAAUCUGCAGGGCAAGAAAUCAUGCCAUACAGCUGUUGGGAGAACUGCUGGCUGGAACAUUCCCAUGGGCUUGAUUCACAACAGAACUGGGAGCUGCAAUUUCGAUGAAUACUUCAGAGAGGGCUGUGCUCCUGGAUCUCCUUCUGGCUCCCGACUUUGCAAACUGUGCCAGGGAUCAGGCAGGAUCCCGUCAGAGAAGUGUGUCGCCAACAGCCAUGAGAGAUACUAUGGAUAUACUGGAGCUUUACGGUGCCUAGUUGAGCAGGGGGAUGUAGCCUUUAUUAAGCAUUCAAUCGUCGAGGAAAACACUAAUGGCAAAAAUAAAGAAGAGUGGGCCAAAAAUUUGAAAAUGGACCAAUUUGAGUUGCUGUGCACUAAUGGGCGACGGGCAAAUAUCAUGGAUUACAGUUCCUGCCACCUGGCAAAAGUUCCUGCCCAUGCUGUGAUCUCACGUCCUGAGAAAGCAAGUAAAAUCCGUGAGCUGCUGGAGAGACAAGAGAAAUUAUUUGGAGAAAAAGGAACUGAUAAAGAGAGGUUCACGAUGUUUAAGUCUCACACCAAGGAUCUUCUGUUUAAAGAUUUGACCAAGUGUCUGGUUAAACUCCGUGAAGGAAUAACGUACAAGGAAUUCCUGGGAGAUCAAUACUACGCUUCAGUUGCUAGUCUCAAUACAUGCAAUCCAUCAGAUCUCCUCCAGAUGUGCACCUUCCUUGAGGUUAAAGAGCUCUAUCAGGAGUUCUGCAAGGUCUCUUUUCACGGCCUUGCUGUGCAUUUAAUACAGACUCCUGUGCUCCGACCCCAGCCCAGGCCCAGGCAAGUGGCCGCCGGCCCCGCCCACUUCGCCUCCUCGGCGGACGUGGGGCUGCCCCUGGACGUGUGUCGCGACAGGGCCGGGGGGCGGCCACGAGGGCCGAGUCUGCGGCCGCAGCCGCCGGGGCCUGGCUCCCCCACCCGCCACCACCGGGCGCGGUCAGGCCGAGGCACUACAAUUCCCAUGGGGCUCCGCGCGGGCCUACAGCCCCCGGCAGGCCGUGCGCCGGCGGGGGGGGCGGGCUGCGCUUCCCAGGAGGCGGCGGGAGCGGAAGCGGAGACGGAAGUGGCGCGACGCGACGCGACGGGGCCACGUGUGCGGGCAGCCAUGGCGGCCGGUGGGAUGGAGCGGUACCUGGACUCGCUGCGGCGGGAGCUGCGGGCCCCCGAUCCCGCCGUCCUCUCCGUCCUCCUGGCGCUGCUCGUCGUGGCCCUCACGCUGCUGAUCUGGAGGUUUAUCCAGGGCAGGAAGAGCAGCCGGAAGGCAGUGCUGCUGCUGGGCCUGUGCGAUGCGGGGAAGACGCUGCUUUUCGCCAGGCUGUUGACAGGCAAGUACCGAGAUACCCAGACUUCUAUAACCGAUAGCUCUGCUGUUUAUAGAGUCAGCAAUGACAAGAGUGCUAAUGUGACCUUGAUCGACCUCCCAGGCCACAAGAGUUUACGGCUUCAGUUCUUGGAGAGGUUCAAGGCUGCAGCCAGAGCAAUCGUGUUUGUGGUGGACAGUGUGGCGUUCCAGCGGGAGGUGAAGGACGUGGCAGAGUUCCUGUACCAGCUCCUGGUUGAUAGCACCGUGCUCAAAAAUGCACCUGCAUUGCUGAUUGCUUGCAAUAAGCAAGAUGUCACAAUGGCAAAAUCAGCAAAGCUUAUUCAACAGCAGCUGGAGAAAGAGCUCAACACCUUACGAGUGACCCGCUCUGCAGCCCCCACCAGUCUGGAUGGCUCAGCUGCUGGGGGCCCCACUCAGCUAGGGAAGAAGGGCAAGGAUUUUGACUUCUCCCAGCUGCCCAUGAAGGUGGAGUUCGUGGAGUGCAGCGCCCGGGGCAGCAAGGGAGAGGAUGGAGAUGCCGACUUUGAGGGCCUUGAGAAAUGGCUGGCCAAGAUCGUCUGAGUGGAGGAAGGCAGGGCCACACAAAGAGAGAGAGAGAGGUGGGGGGUGGGACGCUUGGGGAUUGAAAGGAACAGGAUGGGUUUGAAGUACUCAAAUCUCAUCUUACAGUAGAGGAAAUGUAAGCUAGAAACCAGUGCUGCAGUGUCCGCCUCUGUUGCUCAUGGGCUUAGGAGCAGUGUAGUAUAAUUGCUGAUGUGAUUUCCUCUCACUGUCUCCGUUACGCUGCAACCUUGUUUUCCUCUCCUCUCUUUCUGUGGGAUCUGGCCGUCUGGACUUCUUUGAUCCUUCGAAAUCUUUGGGCUUUUAGUUUGACAGCUGUGAGGCAAAUUAGGAAGGAGUGCACUGCCCAAGGAGUCUUUUGGAGAUUGGUCUGUGUGUCCUCUUCUGCCUCAGUUUAGCAUUGCAACCCUGUUACCUCUCGGAGCUAUUGAUGGCUGACUGGUUCUGACCUGGUUCUGACUUCUCUCCCCAGCCUCUUGCUGGCUGGGAGUACUGUGCAUAUAUCAUCUGUGCUGUCCUGGCAAAGUGCACAGAGCAACUUUCUGCUGGGCAAGCAUUGAGGAGAGUAUAAAAGCUGAAGCUGUUUUUUCCCUGCAUCUCUUCCCCCUUUGUUCUUCUAAACUGGAGCAGUUAUAUGCCAAAAGCAGGCUGGCUCAUGUGCCUCUUUCACUGUCCACUGCCUGUUUCUGGCUGCCGUGCCUGUAUCUUUAGGUGAUUUCUGUUGUUGGACAGUUCUUGAGAACCUUUUAUUAACUCGGGGCUCUAAGUCCUGAAAGUCUGUUUCACUCUGUUCCUCUUUCCCUCCCAUAGGUUAGGCUCUGCCCCCGCAGACAUAUAUGCACACUUUUCCAAGUGCAGAGUUACAGUAGAUGUUUUAGCUUAGAAUGAAGGUGCAUUUGUAUUUAGAUACAUAGUUGCACCGUGAGUGAGAUCUGUCAUGAUAGAGACUUGCUGUGCAGUCACCGCAGCAGGAGACAGGCAGCGAUUGUAGUAGAGACCCUUUUUGUGUGUGAUUAGUCAGCAAUUGUGGCAAAGUGAGAGGGAAAGUCAAGGAGCUGCUUGCAAGGGAGAUUCCUCCUUCUGAGGAAGAUGCUCACUGAGGAGGAGGAAGGUGAGUUUUCCCAGUGUAUUCUUGUUUGGGAGGUUUAAAGCCAAAGCUGCUGCUGCUGUCCAUGUGAUCUCAGCUGUUAAUCUUGCAGGGAACAUUCAGGGAAUGCUUGUUGUUCUAGCUGGGACAGUGGCGCAUGUGGGCUGCUCUGAGGCUGGGUGGAGUGAUAGAGGGGUCUGAUUCAGCAUGCUUUAGACCUUCUAAACUUUCCAAAGGUCUUUCCCUCUCCCCCUUCCCAUGUUUUGUCAGGGGUGUUGUCUAUGCAGAGGGAGAUCUUGCAGCAGCACUGGUGCUGUUCAGGUGGAGUCAAGACCCUGACACGGAGCUGGGCUGAGCAUUCAGCUUCCCCUUCCUGAACAACAGCCUGAAAACAGAGGUGUUUGGAAUCAACCUGCCCAGGAGCUUUGUGCCCUGAUGGAGUGUCAUCUCUGUACAGCACCUAUGUGAGGAUGAUUGCUUUUCAGGGGGUGGUGCUGGGAACUGCAAAGUCCUCCUACACAGAAGUUUGUCCUCCAUCUUUGUUACAUCCCCUUUUAUUUGGGGCAGGAGGGAGUUUAUGGCUGUUUUUCUGUCUCUGGUUUGACGCUUCAUCACUCAAAACUGAUGUAUUUUACUCUUUUCCUUUCCUUCUGGGCAUCCUCUACCUUCCUUUAGCAUUGCCAAGUGUUAGUUGUGAUGGGGAAAGCAUGUCUUCUGCAAACCCAUGCUCAUGAUGGAGCUGGGUUUUGCAUUUCCAACCUUGUGAACUGCAUGGCUGCUCUUCAGGUGCAACUGGCUCAUUCUUCAGCAGCUGAGAGAAUCUUAUGUUUUGGGAGUGCUUGAGAGUAGCCCUGGGCAAGGGGCCCUGCCCUCCUGUAUUAGGAAGGCUGGAGGCUGAUUGAUCACCAGGAGCAGAGCUGAGGCAGAUGCUCUGAUCAAGCCCGAAGGCACCUUAUCCUUAUGGGAGGUUGGGAGGGGAGGGGGUUAUAUUUAUGAGGAAUGCUACAUGCUUAUUUCCUGCAGCCAGAGAGUUGUUGGAACAUGUUUGUCAGGCUUUGAACUCAGUUAACUGGAGCCCCUUCCUGGGCCUUCUCAUUUGAAUCCAUAAUGCUGAAACAAGAAUAUUGCUAUCUCUUUGGGUUGUUACUGUUUGCAAAGACCUGCCUCCUUGAAAAGUACAGGCCUUUGGUAGGGUGAGGUUGAACAAGGCCAUGUUUGUUUAAGUUAUUCUUAAUUAAAGUUAUUCCUUAAAUAAAAACAUUUGGCUAAAA
Molecule: messenger RNA, 5780 nt
Organism: Dromaius novaehollandiae (emu)
Lineage: Eukaryota; Metazoa; Chordata; Aves; Casuariiformes; Dromaiidae
Product: ovotransferrin
Exons: 25
Coding region: 114-3422 (1102 amino acids)
Biological process (GO): iron ion transport; antibacterial humoral response
Cellular component (GO): plasma membrane; extracellular region; early endosome
Source: RefSeq, a predicted model, not a curated record